Brassica rapa (field mustard) is the source of this 1324-nucleotide messenger RNA. RefSeq names its product isoflavone reductase homolog P3. The record is from RefSeq and is a predicted model, not a curated record. Lineage: Eukaryota; Viridiplantae; Streptophyta; Magnoliopsida; Brassicales; Brassicaceae. Gene Ontology annotation, molecular function: oxidoreductase activity.
AUUCAUUCACUCACAUUCAUAACCAUUCUCUCUAUAGCAUUCAAAUCGAACUAUACUCACUUAUUAUCAAGAAACAUGGCGACUGAGAAAAGCAAGAUUCUUGUCAUCGGAGGAACCGGUUACAUCGGGAAGUUCAUCGUCACAGAAAGCGCUAAAUCUGGUCACCAAACAUUCGCUCUCGUUAGAGAAACCACUCUUUCGGACCCCGUCAAGAGCAAAACCGUACAGAACUUUAAAGAUCUCGGCGUGACAAUACUACAAGGAGAUGUGAACGAUCACGAGAGCCUAGUGAAGGCGAUAAAACAGGUCGAUGUGGUGAUAUCGAGUAUUGGAAGUAUGCAAAUCUUGGAUCAAACCAAGAUCAUUUCUGCUAUCAAAGAAGCUGGUAACGUCAAGAGAUUCUUGCCGUCUGAGUUUGGGACGGACGUGGACAGAACAAGUGCGGUUGAGCCGGCGAAAUCUGCUUUUGCGGUGAAGAUUCAGAUAAGGAGAGCCAUCGAAGCAGAAGGAAUACCAUACACUUACGUUGUUAACAAUUGCUUUGCUGGUUAUUACUUGCCUACGUUGGUUCAGUUCGAGCCUGGUCUCACUUCUCCUCCUAGAGACAAAGUCACCAUUUUGGGAGAUGGAAAUGCCAAAGCUGUGAUCAACAAGGAGGAAGAUAUAGCUGCUUACACAAUCAAGACGGUGGAUGAUCCAAGAACUCUUAACAAAAUCAUUUACAUUAAUCCUCCUAAGAACACUUUAUCGAUGAACGAAAUGGUCUCCUUGUGGGAGACCAAGAUCGGCAAGUCUCUUGAGAAGACUCACAUCCCAGAGGAGCAAGUCCUUAAACUCAUCCAAGAGUCUCCAGUUCCUAUCAAUGUUCUUCUCGCCAUAAACCACUCAGUUUUUGUGAAGGGAGAUCAGACCAAUUUCACUAUAGAGCCUUCGUUUGGUCUUGAAGCCUCUGAGCUUUACCCUGAUGUCAAGUAUACGAGCAUUGAGGAGUAUCUCAGUCACUUCGCUUGAAGAGAUUUCUUUUAAAAAAACACCUAAUGUACCACGUCCAAGAGGCGAGUUUCAUAUAUGUAAAAAAUAAAAGUUCAUUCUUGUGUAAUGGUGGAGUAAUGUGUGUUUAUGUUUGUAUCUUUGUAUGUGUGUGUCCAUGAUAUCCAAUUUUAUGGAGUUCCUGAGAUCAGAGAUGGCAUCCAUCUACGAUUAGAGUCCAUAAGCUUGUUGGAUCUAUUAGGAAAUGGUGUUGAGUCCUUUUGUAUUAAAUUGUGCUAUUGACAACAAAUUAAACUAAUGACGUCAUAUAAUUAAAAGUUUGUUAUAAAACAUA